AUGCGUUCUCACCUCGUCCUCCUAGCCUCUCUCUCUCUAUCCACCUCCAUCAUCGCUCUGGCCGUCAACAAUGCCUCCCCCAAGAACCACCUCGCAGCUCGAACGGCUUUACCAAAGAUGAACAUCGCCACACCUCCUCAGUAUGCCGAUAAUUCUACCGAUACGCACGGCGAUGGUGAUGGCGACGAUGCCACCGACACCGAUCUCACCCCGGAUGACAGUAUCCCCGAGCAAGAGGACGGUUCUGGCGAGUUGGAGAAACGUCUCUGGCUUUCGAACCCGUGGUGGGACUGGUGGAAGCCCGAGUCUACCCCGUCUGUCACUCUCCCCACGCCUUGGACCCCCCAGCCCGAGCCUACUGAAGACUGCGAAGACACAGACGGCACGGACGGGGGCUUUGAUUGGGUUUGGCUCAACGAAAGAGGGGAGGAAGUGAGUCGGCGGUUUGGGAGCGAGCGGGAGGCUAGGUGGUUUGAUGAGCAGCUAGAGAGGUCUUUGUUUGCGGACGGUGCUUUUGAGAAUGCGCAUUUGAUCCCUCGUGCCGACGAGCCACCCGCUUCUACGGCCCAUCCGUCCAGCCAAACUUCUGCCCUCUCUGCCCACUCUUCUGCGCCCGCCCAAAACCACCCCACCUCUUCCCCCGCUUCUUCCUCUGCCUCCGCGCCCACUCACUCAUCCGGCACCACCAGCUACUUGUACACCCACGGCUCCGCCCCCAUCCAAACCAACCUCCCCGACGCUGGCAACAACAAGAGCAGCAACCCCGUCAACAUUGCUGUCCUCGUCGCUUCUAUCCUCCUUAUCGUAUUCGGUACCGGGCUUAUUGGUUGUAUCCUUUGGGCGCUUUGGAAGGCGCAUAAGAGGAGGCAGCUUUUCGGUUCUUCUUUUUUCUCUGAUGGUGGACUUGUGAGGGGUGGGGAUGAAGAGCGGGUCUACCAAUCUGGGACACCCAUCAACAAACCUGGAGGCGAUCGGGAAAAGGGCAAGCUUGCAGGGGAUGAGAGUGUAGAUUACAGUUAUGCGGUGAAUGACCUGAGCUAUUGGGGGUAUGGCCAAAUUGCUGUGAAUUCUCCUACGCCUGAGACGGGGGGUAAGAGGGGGUAUGAUAUCCAAGCGGCGUUUGAGAGGAAGAGGAAGAGUGAUGAGUUGAGGUAUGUCCUUUUUCCCUUCUUUGUGGUUGAGUUUGAGUUGGAGGCUGAUGGGUUGGUUUAG
This is a messenger RNA of Cryptococcus amylolentus CBS 6039, 1212 nucleotides long. RefSeq lists its product as hypothetical. NCBI's taxonomy places the organism in Eukaryota, Fungi, Basidiomycota, Tremellomycetes, Tremellales, Cryptococcaceae. The record is from RefSeq and is a predicted model, not a curated record. The transcript is spliced from 3 exons. The coding region runs from base 1 to 1212 and encodes 403 amino acids.